Messenger RNA from Xiphophorus hellerii (green swordtail), 4530 nucleotides. RefSeq names its product outer dense fiber of sperm tails 3-like 2a (gene odf3l2a). Bases 3591 to 4361 code for a protein of 256 amino acids. The transcript is spliced from 5 exons. Lineage: Eukaryota; Metazoa; Chordata; Actinopteri; Cyprinodontiformes; Poeciliidae. The record is from RefSeq and is a predicted model, not a curated record. Gene Ontology annotation, cellular component: cytoskeleton.
UUUAACUAACAUAAUGCUGCUUUUAAACUACUAAAUUUAGUACAUCUUCAUUCUAUAUUGUUAUUUCUAUGUAUGAAAUCGAAAUAUUUGCAAAUAAAAUAUAUAUAUUUAACUUUCAUAAUUAAUUUGUUGAAUUGCUUUAGGAGCAGCAUGAAUAGCUGUUCUUAAUAAAAGACGUUUGAUCAUGUUGUGUUUUUUUAUUUUAUUUUAGUAAGUGAUGCUCGGCUCAUUGCCUUGUGAGUAAACAGUAACUAAAAGUUCAAGAUAAUAUUGUAAUGCUGCCAAAAAUGCGUUACUGUCGUUUGUUUCCAUAGUAAUACAACUGAUCUGAGGUAAUUGGGUCUCAUCUUUGAAUCCCUCCUGGUUUAAUGUCACUAAAUGAUGCAGCUCUGCCACCUGCUGACAGUAAGCAGUACCUGCAGCGUGUCAAAGGUAAUUAAAUGUUUCAUUCUCUGUUUAAUUGAAAACUAAAACUACAUGGACGUGAUGGAUUGGUUUGCUGCUUUCAGAGGCAUGCGUGCAAUGAUGGGAACGUGACUCGGUGUGUUCUUAUGAGAAAUCCUAUUCAGACUUCACUAAUUGGUCAUUUUGAUUUUGCAGCACCAUUUAUGUUAAACCAAGAUUUCUAUAUUUGACCCCUGGCAACAUGACUGUUCCUGCUGGUUACUGCAGACUUGGGAAAGAGCGAUAAUAAUCAUCCUAAUGAAUCAAAUCUGCUUCUCAUCCCAGUCCAUUGACCCUGAUUUGGGUCGACGGACGGGGAGUCUUUGAACACCUCUCAGUGUGCCGUUUCAUUGUCAGUCUGGGAAACCUGAGACACCGCUUGUGUUUUUCCUGCCUGUGCCCGACCGUGCAGCGGAUUCAUCUCCCUCUGCUGACACAUUAGAGUCUUGUUACUGCAUCUGUGACCACUCGGUUACUGCUGCCUGAAACCUUAACCUGGAUGAAGCUUAGUCUGAACGCUGGCCUCGCUCUCAGGGCAUUACUUACCUCUGUCUUUGCCAAAAGCUCAUCCGUUUUGUUGCUCUUCUGCUAUCGUUGACAAAGGAUUCCUUUGUAAGACCAUGUGAAACCUUUUUUUAUUAUUACUAUUAUUCUCAUGUGAUCGGUUAUUUUCCCAUGGAUAUUUCUGUAUAUCUUCAGCAUUUUGAUUUGUUUAAAAUGUAAGAUGUCUGCACUUAUCUGGAAAUUAUGACAAAAAUCAACAGGAGCUAUUAAUUACUGAUACAUUUUACAAUUCAUACAACUAAAGGAUUUUCACUAUUAAAUCGAUGCUAAAAACAACAUUGAAGAGCUGUUUUAUACAUUAUUAUUUUUAAAUAGAAUUUUAUUGAAUUAAAAGACAAGUUGACGUUCAAGAUUUUAAAAUAUAAAUCAACUUAAGUUAUAACUUAUAACCAAAUAUGUAUUAUUUAUAAACUUCUGAAUUUAAAAAUAUGCAAAAUAAGAUCAUUUUACUUAUUGGGAGGUAAUCUCACAUAAUUUUUUUUGAAUGGCUUUGGAAAUCCUUGAAUGCCACCUGUUGUAAUAAGUUAUUUUUAAACUUCCAGGAUAUUUUGAAGUGAAAAAAAUGUUCAAGCAGAUGGAAGGUGGAUUCUGAGCGAUUUAUCUGGACUACAAAUCGAACACUCAGUACAAUAUUUACAGUUAAAUGAAAGUAUUAAAUAAAAACAGGUUACAAGAACAAAGCAUGUUAAAGAUUUUAGUAGGAAUAACCUUUCAGUGAUGUCCGUCCGUCCAUCCAUCCAUCCAUCCAUUCAUCCAUCCAUCCAUCCAUCCAUCCAUCCAUCCAUCCAUCCAUCCAUCUAUAAUGCUCAUAGACCAAAAGGUCUCUAUAGUCCCUCCAUCACAUUCUUGGUGUGACCAGGGAUUUUCUUCCAGUAGGAAAUGCUGGGUAAUCCUCCUAAAGGGAACAUCCAGAAGGCGUGCUGACCAUGAGCCACUUCACGAGCUCAAAGGAGGAGAAGCAGCUCUACUCCAACCUCCUCCUAUUUGACGGAGCGUCUUAACCUUUCUCAAACGCUGAGUCCCCACCGAGGAAUCUAACCUCUUCAUGUUCUGAAGCUCAUUUUCAAUCCCGUUUGCGUAUCUCCUAUAGGGCGGCGAUUCCCUAAGUGGCAGUGCGAGGCCCCAUUCUCCACCUAAACAAGACACCAAGACAAUUGAAUCCUUCGGCUCGAGACAGACGGUGACUCCUGACCUCUAGGAAGAAGUCCGCCUUUUACUAAUCACUUCGUGCCACUUGCAAAAAGAAAUCAAUUCUGUCUCGGUAAUAGAGUUACAUCACUUGGUUGGUCUGUAUUUCUGAGCCUUAGGAAGGUUAUGUCGACGCUGUUGCUGCUCUUAGGGGUUUUCAAAUAAUUCAUGUCAGACUAAUUGGUUACUGGAGAAUUGUUGACAUUGAACAAGCAGCGAAACGCAGCUUCUCUUUCCCUCUGAAAGUUGUCCUGAAAUUCCAGACAUGGACGGGAAGCUGCAGGUAUUUCAUUACUUCCCUGCUCUGGUAUCGACCUCACAUUUAUCUGACUUAAAGUUAGUCAGCAUGUAUUGCUCACCUGGAUGGCAACUCACAUAUUAUUGUGCAGUUUAAGUCCUUUAAUCUAAUAGGGCAAAUUGAAAACAUAAUUUAAUAUGGGGCUGCAAUGCAUAUUUGUGACUGGCAUGAUUGAUUUAAAAAACCUCCUUCCCAUGUUUUCUCUGUAAGCCUUUGCAUUUGCCGUGCUGCUGUGCUUUUUGUUUACUAAACUGUUGGAGAUGGAAAUUUUAUGUCUUGCAAAAAUAUGAAUAGACCUUGAAUGUGCUUUAAUGUGAUUUUAUGAGACAGAAAAGAAAAAAGUAUAAUACAUAACAGUGAAGAAGAAGCAAAAUGAUACAUGAAAAAACCAAAAAAGGCGACAAUUAUAUAUUAUUACUCUGACACCCCUAAAUAAAAUCCAGAACAACCAACUUCCUUCAAAUGUAACUUAGUUAAUAAACAGACCCUAAAUUUCAGUGUGUCAGUUUAAUAUAAUUUAAGUAAAAACAUGACUAUCACCCUGAAUAUUAUAACUGGCAGAGUUAAACAUGGUGGUGGCAGUGUCAUGCAGGGGAGAUUGCUUUUCUUCAGCAGGAACGAUGAAGCUUGACAACAGAAAAUGGGCUUAACUCGCUCCCAUUUUGGGGAUAAUGGCAGGCGAUUCGCAUCUAGAAGGGCAUCUGGAAUGCAAUAUUUUUCCUUACUAAAUAAUAAAAACCAAGUAUCAUUUUUCUCCCCCUCUAUUGUAUAAAAUCCCCCAUAUAACCUGGGUGUAACUCGGGUGUUAGGUGUCAAAAUGCACCAAAUCUCAAGGCUCUUUUUCUUUCAUUUCUUUGGAUUUCAACCUUAUAUUUCUCUCAGUGGAGGCAACCAUUUGUUCUGUGAGAACCUUGGAGAAAAGAAGGUGUGGAGAGCAAGUUGCGGACGCUUACAAGCCUACGGUCAAGAUAGGAUUUCCUCCGCUCCAGGUCAUGAAUAAUUCAACAUGGGAGGCCACGACUCGCCUCGAAAGAGAGCAAAAGGAAAGGACGUGUCUUUCUAGCGCCAGAAGGAAAGAGGACGAGGCUGGAGGAGCAUGGAGGAGGUGGUGAGGAAGCGACCAAUAAUCUCCGCCAGGGAAAGAGGACCGGGCCCCGCGCGUUACGCUCUGCCCCCUACAGUCGGAUACGUUAACCAUGACUUCACCAAGCCCAGCAGCCCUGCGUACUCCUUCCACGGCCGCAUGAGCACUGCCAUGAUAUCUGUUGACUCCAGCCCUGGACCGAGGUACUACAUCGGGGACAAGCUCACCCGGUUUGGUCGGACAGAGACACCGUCCUACUCCAUGUCAGGAAGAGGCAGACGAAUUGGGAAGAGAGACGAGCCGUUCCAGACUCCCGGUCCGGGGGCCUACAGCCCAGAGCGGGCGCCGCCUCUGAACGCUCAGCGCAGGCCUCCGUCCUACACGAUCGCCGAGCGGACCAGGUACCGCUCUGUGGAUCCUGUUCCAGCGCCAAACAGCUACACUCUUCCUGGACUGCUGGGUCCCCAAGUCCCCAAUAAACCUGCCAGCGCCAGCUACAGCUUCUCAGGCCGGAGGACAGCCGGCGCUCCGUCCGAGGAUCUCUCCAAAACACCGGGACCGGGGCAGUACAGAAGCACCGACCCGGACGUCUACAGGCAGCGACAGCCUUCCUUCACCAUGCAGCGCCGGACCAAGAGGCUCAGCCAGCCCUCUGCCGCUCCGGGUCCGGGAACGUACAGCCCAGAGAAGACCUACGGGCAUCUCCACAAGUCCCCGUCCUUCAGCAUGGGCAUCAGGCACUCUGAGUUUGUUACCCCGCUGGUGGUGCAUGUGGCCGAUUGACUGACCGGACUCUGAAAAUACUUUGUGUAAUCGUGUUUUUAUUCCGUUUUAAACGUUUCCUGUUCAGUUCAAGCAAUGUAACAACCGUAAAAAGAUACAAAAAAAUAAAUGGGAUUUCUGCACUGUACAGAUAUGAAUACAUUUUAGCAUAAAUAAAACGGAACAUCAA